Paramuricea clavata is the source of this 1572-nucleotide messenger RNA. The record is from the annotation of a GenBank genome assembly. Lineage: Eukaryota; Metazoa; Cnidaria; Anthozoa; Malacalcyonacea; Plexauridae.
AUGCUUCUUAGAGCAUGUGGAUCCCAAUCCUCUCCUGAACCUCCACCCAUACUAACAGACGGAAAUGAAAUAGAAAGAGUAAACACCGUCAAACCUCUUGGUGUAUGGAUGCAAAACGACUUAAAGUGGAACACCCAUGUUCGCAAAAUUACAAAAAAAGCGAAUAAAUUAUUAUUCCUUCGAGAAUGUAGGAAAUCCUCCCUACCACUCGGGAUUGGGUACUGACAUACACGACAAAAUGAGGCCAAUACUUGAAUACGCUUCGCCAGUCUGGGAAGGAAUCCCUAAAUAUCUCGAAACAGAAAUUGAACGCGUUCAACAAAAAAGCGUGAGAAUCCUAGGACUGGAGAAAUAUACCCUCCCCAUGCUAAAAGAAAGAAGGGAAAAGGCAACAUGCAACGAGCUGAAAAGAAUCGUGGAAGUCCCAAACAACCAUGUAACCGUUAUCUAGCCAUCAGAAAUAAUUAAACUUACGAACUGAGGAGGACUAGACACCGCUUUCCAAGACAGUCCUCAAGAACACACAGACAUAGUACGUCUUUUAUUCCAAGGGCGUUUCAUCAAAUUCAUGAUUAUUACUGUAUAUUGUGUUUAAAUAGUUUUUCAACUUUUUUACACCUUUCAUUAGACUUACAUAUAUAUUUAUAUAUUCCACGGGAGGGACGAGCCACCACCCCCCCCCCCCACUCUCCUUCAGAACCACCUUCGAAUCCGUUGAGAAACUGGGGUAACACUGAUCCGAUUUUUAGCUAAAAACAGAAAGCUACCACUGUAAAUAGAUCGACAGUAUAGUUCAAAGUCUCUCUCCUCCGCAGAGGCUUUAGUUUUCUUAGGAUUUAAUAUUACGAUGAGAUACAUUUCACUACACUUUACAUGGCUGAUCUUGGAACACAAGCGUAGCCGCUGGGCGAAGGAGCAAAGUCGUAAAAUGUAUUAUUUUUCGUGUAUUUUAGAUAAUGUUAUAAACUUCUGAAUCCUGUAAAAUCUCACUUUGAAAAUAGUUCAAAGUCUUAAAGUGUAAUAUUUUUUGUAUUUUAUGAUGUUAUAAUCUUCUGAAUUUUGUAAAAUCUCACCCCAAACAGGCGUUUCAUAGGCUCUGAAUUUCAAAAUAUUCCCGGGGGAGCAUGCCCCCGAACCCCCUAGAUUAUUCGCGCCUUUUGUGCUCAACUUGUCCCCCCUCCCCCCACUUUGUUUACCCUGGCUACGCCACUGUGUGAGCGCAAGAAACGAGACGAAUUGGAGGACAGGUAACCGUACAAAUCCGUGUGAACAAGUGGAACCGGACGAAUUUGGGUUGCGAAUUCAUCCUAUCCCCUGUUAUCCUAUCCCGUCAGUUCUCUGUUGUUUGUCAAAAUAGACGAAGAAGAAGCUAGCGAAGUAGUAGCUGAUGAAGAACUGGCUGAAGAAGAAGUGACUACUGGCAGGAAAGCGACUGGAGAAGAGGUAGUUGAGGAAGAAGUAGCAAUGAACUUCAUUGGAGCUGUCCGUGUCGUGGUGGUGUCAAUUCAAGCUUGUAUUUUCUUGGUUUCGUCGGAUUCGAUCGGACUAGCUGACUUUGCGCCUCCUUCCUAA